Austrofundulus limnaeus is the source of this 1528-nucleotide messenger RNA. It is a transcript of the gene josd1, whose product is annotated as Josephin domain containing 1. Lineage: Eukaryota; Metazoa; Chordata; Actinopteri; Cyprinodontiformes; Rivulidae. The record is from RefSeq and is a predicted model, not a curated record. Gene Ontology annotation, molecular function: cysteine-type deubiquitinase activity. The transcript is spliced from 5 exons. Gene Ontology annotation, biological process: protein deubiquitination. The coding region runs from base 587 to 1360 and encodes 257 amino acids.
GCUCACUUCUUUCAGGGACUGGGAAACAAGACAGCGACCAGAGGGAAAAAGUGUUGAAGACAAAGAGGUGGAGAGUUCUGAGGGACAGUGACCGUGUUUAUAAGCCUCUGUGUGGGACAGCACCGGCUGGAAACGGGCGAUCAUGAAGAAAUUAUGGAGGGUCCUGAUCUUUUGUCCGCCUCUGCUCAGCAUUAAAGUUUUGUAAAAUGAAAGCUUCAGAGUUAGAGGUCCGGUGAUGGAAAGACCUGCAGCACUCCGGGCUCAGUGAUCGUUUGAACAUCCUAACGCCUCACAAACAGAGGAUGGAGGAAGUGGAAAGGAAUAAGGGAGCGACGACAGUUUGAUUAAUGACAUUGCUGUGGAGAAUUUUAUUUUUAUAUUUUGGAGCACCUGUAAAUUUUUAUUCGACAAUUUUUUCCUGGUAUUUUUUUUUCUUUUUGAGAAAACUGGCCUUGCUCAUUUACUGUGCAGAGAGUGUACACAGCAGCGAGAGCACUUGCCAUGGGAAGGAUUGUUCUGAUAUCAAUGUAGCAUCUUAAAGGUGGUAGUUUGGAGGUAGAAGUGGAGCUGGAAUUGGUUGCGAGGUAUGGGGAGUACUCCAUAUCCUGCAGGUGAGUGGAAGGAGAAGGGCCGGGGCAGCUUGCAGGAGCUGGGCUGCAUGCCCUGGAAGGUCAGCAAGCAAAAAGCAGCAGGAGGAGAAGUAGGUGCAGAGGAGAAGAGGUGUAGAGAUCCCAGGGACCUUCAGCAGCGGCAGCAGGAUCUCCACUCUUCCUCUUCUUUUCUCACCCUCCCAGCACCUCUUCAGAGUUCUCUGACACCUCCAGCCAUUUAUCAUGAGAAGCAGCGGCGGGAGCUUUGUGCACUGCAUGCACUUAAUAACGUCUUCCAGGACGGGACGGCAUUCACCCGGGACACCCUGCAGGAGAUAUACCAAAGGCUAUCUCCCAGCACUAUGGUGACGCCUCACAAAAAAAGCAUGCUGGGAAAUGGGAACUAUGAUGUAAAUGUCAUCAUGGCAGCUUUGCAGACCCGGGGAUUUGAGGCAGUUUGGUGGGACAAAAGAAGGGAUGUGGGCAGCAUUGAGCUGUCGAAUGUGGAGGGUUUUAUUCUGAACGCACCGUCCAAUCUGCGCUGGGGGCCUCUCCGGCUGCCGCUCAAACGCCAGCACUGGAUUGGUGUCAGAGAGGUGGGAGGAGUCUACUACAACCUGGACUCCAAGCUGCGGAACCCUCAACCCAUUGGCAGUCCAGAUGAGCUCAGGAAGUUUCUUCGCCAGCAGCUGCGAGGGAAAAAUUGUGAACUCCUGUUGGUUGUCUCUGAAGAGGUGGAGGCACACCAAACAUGGCGGUCUGAUGUCUGAAAGUGUCUGAACAGCCAAUCACAGCUCCUGGGGAGCGGGGACACUGAGCCAAUCGCAAAGCAGAGAGGAGAGGAUGCAGCCAAUUGUAUUGAUGCACACUUUGUUUCCACGUCACGCCUCUUUCCUUGGGUUUUGUUUACACAGCUGCAGCUGAACACAAAUCUGAUA